GAGGGAUACAGAGAUCUUCCACUGGCUUACUCCCCAAAUGACGCUGGGGCUGUUCCAGGCCGAGCUCCCAGAUGACUCUGUGUGCAGCCAGAAACGAGAGCCACCACUUUGCAGGUUCUCUCCAGACCAGAAGUUAAGCUGUGUCUUCUGGGAUGAGUCUUUAAAGGCCAGGAGUGCCCAGUGAAGAAUGUGAUGGGAUCACUAGCAUGUCUGCGGAGAGCGGCCCUGGGACGAGAUUGAGAAAUCCGCCAGUAAUGGGGGAUGGACUGGAAACCUCCCAAAUGUCUACAACGCAGGCCCAGGCCCAACCCCAGCCAGCCAACACAGCCAGCACCAACCCCCCGCCCCCAGAGACCUCCAACCCCAACAAGCCCAAGAGGCAGACCAACCAGCUGCAAUACCUGCUCAGAGUGGUGCUCAAGACGCUAUGGAAGCAUCAGUUUGCGUGGCCUUUCCAGCAGCCUGUGGACGCCGUCAAGCUGAACCUCCCUGAUUACUAUAAGAUCAUUAAAACGCCUAUGGAUAUGGGAACAAUAAAGAAGCGCUUGGAAAACAACUAUUACUGGAAUGCUCAGGAAUGUAUCCAGGACUUCAACACUAUGUUUACAAAUUGUUACAUCUAUAACAAGCCUGGAGAUGACAUAGUCUUAAUGGCAGAAGCUCUGGAGAAGCUCUUCUUGCAAAAAAUCAAUGAGCUCCCAACGGAGGAAACUGAGAUCAUGAUCGUCCAGGCAAAAGGAAGAGGACGUGGGAGGAAAGAAGCAGCGACGGCAAAACCCGGCGUCUCCGCGGUACCAAACACAGCUCAAGCAUCAACUCCUCCGCAGACCCAGACCCCUCAGCAGAACCCUCCGCCUGUGCCGGCCACGCCUCACCCCUUUCCUGCUGUCACCCCAGACCUCAUCGUGCAGACCCCCGUCAUGACAGUGGUGCCUCCCCAGCCGCUGCAGACGCCCCCACCGGUGCCCCCCCAGCCACCACCCCCGCCCGCUCCGGUCCCCCAGCCUGUGCAGAGCCACCCGCCCAUCAUUGCGGCCACCCCACAGCCUGUGAAGACAAAGAAGGGGGUGAAGAGGAAAGCAGACACCACCACCCCCACCACCAUCGACUCCCUUCAUGAGCCACCCUCGCUACCCCCGGAGCCCAAGACCACCAAGCUGGGCCCCCGGCGAGAGAGCAGCCGGCCUGUGAAGCCCCCAAAGAAGGACGUGCCGGACUCCCAACAGCACCCGGCACCAGAGAAGAGCAGCAAAGUCUCGGAGCAGCUCAAGUGCUGCAGCGGCAUCCUCAAGGAGAUGUUUGCCAAGAAGCAUGCUGCCUACGCCUGGCCCUUCUACAAGCCCGUGGACGUGGAGGCCCUGGGCCUGCACGACUACUGCGACAUCAUCAAACACCCCAUGGACAUGAGCACAAUCAAGUCUAAACUGGAGGCCCGUGAGUACCGAGACGCUCAGGAAUUUGGUGCUGAUGUCCGAUUGAUGUUCUCCAACUGCUACAAGUACAACCCUCCUGACCACGAGGUGGUGGCAAUGGCCCGAAAGCUCCAGGACGUGUUUGAGAUGCGCUUUGCCAAGAUGCCAGAUGAGCCCGAGGAGCCGGUGGUGGCUGUGUCCUCCCCGGUGGUGCCACCCCCCACCAAGGUUGCAGCCCCGCCCUCGUCCAGCGAUAGCAGCAGCGAUAGUUCCUCAGACAGUGACAGCUCCACUGAUGACUCGGAGGAAGAGCGAGCCCAGCGGCUGGCCGAGCUCCAGGAGCAGCUUAAAGCCGUGCACGAGCAGCUCGCAGCCCUCUCGCAGCCCCAGCAGAACAAACCAAAGAAAAAGGAGAAAGAUAAGAAGGAAAAGAAGAAAGAAAAGCACAAAAAGAAAGAGGAAGUAGAGGAAAGUAAGAAAAGCAAAACCAAGGAACUUCCUCCCAAGAAGACGAAGAAAAACAACAGCAGCAACAGCAACGCGAGCAAGAAGGAGCCAGCGCCCAUGAAGAGCAAGCCCCCUCCCGCGUAUGAGUCGGAGGAGGAGGACAAGUGCAAGCCCAUGUCAUACGAGGAGAAGCGGCAGCUGAGCCUGGACAUCAACAAGCUGCCUGGGGAGAAGCUGGGCCGCGUGGUGCACAUCAUCCAGUCUCGGGAGCCCUCGCUCAAGAAUUCCAACCCCGAUGAGAUUGAGAUCGACUUUGAGACCCUGAAGCCGUCCACACUGCGUGAGCUAGAGCGCUACGUCACCUCCUGUUUGCGGAAGAAAAGGAAACCUCAAGCCGAGAAAGUCGACGUGAUUGCUGGCUCUUCCAAGAUGAAAGGCUUCUCGUCCUCAGAGUCGGAGAGCACCAGCGAGUCCAGCUCCUCAGACAGUGAAGACUCCGAGACAGAAAUGGCUCCAAAGUCGAAAAAGAAGGGGCAUCCCGGAAGGGACCAGAAGAAGCACCAUCACCACCACCAUCAGCAGAUGCAGCCGGCCCCAGCCCCUGUGCCUCAGCAGCCGCCCCAGCCUCCCCAGCAGCCUCCACCACCUCCACCACAGCCGCAGCCACAGGCGCCGCCGCCGCAGCAGCAGCCACAGGCGCCGCAGCCGCAGCAGCCACCCCCCCAGCCCCCGCCGCCCCCACCCUCCAUGCCCCAGCAGGCAGCCCCGGCCAUGAAGUCCUCUCCUCCGACCUUCAUCGCCACCCAGGUGCCAGUGCUGGAACCUCAGCUCCCAGGCAGCGUCUUCGACCCCAUCCCCCACUUCAGCCAGCCUAUCCUGCACCUGCCUCAGCCCGAGCUGCCCCCCCACCUGCCCCAGGCACCCGAACACAGCACUCCGCCCCAUCUCAACCAACACACGGUCGUCUCUCCCCCAGCUUUGCACAACGCGCUGCCCCAGCAGCCAUCGCGGCCCAGCAACCGAGCCGCCGCCCUGCCCCCCAAGCCUGCCCGGCCCCCAGCCGUGUCCCCCGCCCUGGCCCAGCCUCCCUUGCUCCCUCAGCCCCCCAUGGCUCAGCCCCCCCAAGUGCUGCUGGAGGAUGAAGAGCCGCCUGCCCCACCCCUCACCUCCAUGCAAAUGCAGCUGUACCUGCAGCAGCUGCAGAAGGUGCAGCCCCCCACACCGCUACUCCCUUCCGUGAAGGUGCAGUCCCAGCCCCCGCCCCCCCUUCCACCCCCACCCCACCCCUCCGUGCAGCAGCAGCUCCAGCAGCCGCCACCGCCCCCACCCCCACCGCCCCAGCCCCAGCCUCCUCCCCAGCAGCACCAGCCCCCGCCGCGGCCCGUGCACUUACAACCCAUGCCGUUCUCCACCCACAUCCAGCAGCCCCCUCCACCCCCUGGCCAGCAGCCCCCACACCCACCCUCAGGCCAGCAGCCCCCACCACCACAGCCCGCCAAGCCUCAGCAAGUCAUCCAGCAUCACCCUUCACCACGGCAUCAUAAGUCGGACCCUUAUGCAACUGGUCACCUCCGUGAAGCCCCCUCCCCGCUUAUGAUACAUUCCCCCCAGAUGCCACCGUUCCAGAGCCUCACCCACCAGUCUCCACCCCAACAAAAUGUCCAGCCUAAGAAGCAGGUAAAGGUCAGGGCUGGGCCGCGGCCCACAGGGUCAGGCACGGGCCGGGGCCAGGGGCGCCCACCCGCCUCACCGGCCGCCGUGCCUGUGCCGUCCCAGGAGCUGCGCGCGGCCUCUGUGGUGCAGCCCCAGCCCCUGGUGGUGGUGAAGGAGGAGAAGAUCCACUCGCCCAUCAUCCGCAGCGAGCCCUUCAGCCCCUCGCUGCGGCCGGAGCCCCCCAAGCACCCAGAGAGCAUCAAGGCUCCCGUCCACCUGUCCCAGCGGCCCGAAAUGAAGCCUGUGGACGUGGGACGGCCUGUGAUCCGGCCCCCUGAGCAGACUGCACCCCCACCGGGUGCUCCCGACAAGGACAAGCAGAAGCAAGAGCCGAAGACACCCGUUGCACCCAAAAAGGACCUGAAGAUCAAAAACAUGGGCUCCUGGGCCAGCCUGGUGCAGAAGCAUCCGACCACGCCAUCCUCCACCGCCAAGUCCUCCAGUGACAGCUUCGAGCAGUUCCGCCGCGCGGCCCGUGAGAAGGAGGAACGUGAGAAGGCCCUGAAGGCGCAGGCGGAGCAUGCAGAGAAGGAGAAGGAGCGGCUGCGGCAGGAACGCAUGAGGAGCCGAGAGGACGAGGACGCGCUGGAGCAGGCGCGGCGAGCCCAUGAGGAGGCGCGGCGGCGCCAGGAGCAGCAGCAGCAGCGCCAGGAGCAGCAGCAGCAGCAGCAGCAGCAGCAGCAGGCAGCCGCUGUAGCCGCAGCAGCUGCCCCCCAGGCCCAGAGUUCCCAGCCCCAGUCUAUGCUGGACCAGCAGAGGGAGCUGGCCCGGAAGCGGGAGCAGGAGCGAAGGCGCCGGGAGGUGAUGACAGCUACGAUCGACAUGAAUUUCCAGAGUGAUCUAUUGUCAAUAUUUGAAGAAAAUCUUUUCUGAGAGCACCUAGGUGACUUGUGACUUGUUUCUGGCAAAACGUUGACUCUCCAUAGUGUUAGGGGCGGCGGUGGAGGCGGCCACAGCGGCCAGGGGCUGAUUUUCCUGGCCUGGCCCUCCUGCAUGCUAUGCCCGGGGCAGGCCUGACGGGCAGCUGAGGAUCGCAGAGCCUGUCUGCCUUACAGCCAGCCGGAGCGACGGCCCACCACCCGCCACCCCCUCACGGGACGUCCGCCUGGCGCUCGCUCGGACCCAGCCCUGCGUUCUGCGUGCGGGGGCCACACAGUAGACAUGGGACACGGCCGCCGCUGCCACCAUUGACUGGUUUUCUGUUCCUGAGAACGUGACGUUUGGUGACGUCCUGCCUGCCGGGGAGCCCCUCCCCCGCGCCCCUGCCAUUGCCACCCAGUCCCCGGAGGCCAGGGCAGGCCCCCCAGGGGGCUGGAGGCAGGCGAGGGCCCCGGCCCACCCCUCGCUGGCACUGACUUUGCCUUGAACAGACCCCCUUCUCCCCCACAAGCCUUUAAUGGAGAGCCGCUCUCUGUAAGUGUUCGCUUGUGCAAAAGGGAAUAGUGCCGCCGAGCUGUGUGUCCUCGGGACUCGGUGAUUCGGAGCGAGGCGGCCGCCCUCCCCCCCACCAGUGCGCGUGGGCGGGGCCUUGCCUGGGGAGUGCGGCCACCAACCAAAGUCAGUUCCCUGCCCACCUGUGUUUCUGGAUUUUUUUUUUCUAUAUAUAUAUAUUUUUUGUUGUCGUUGAAGUCUAUUUUAUUUUUAACUCUCUCUUCUCCUCCAGACACAAUGGCACUGCUUAUCUCCAAAUGGUGUGAUCGUCCCUCCUCGAGCGGCGGCCGCGCCGCGCUGUGGGUAGUGUGUGACCGUGGCUGUACUGUGUAGUGAGCAUAGUUGGCAUACCUUUGUUGGAAGUUUGUUGGUGACUCCACCAAACUGGUGUAAAAAGAAAAAUUUACAAAAGGAAAAAAAAAAAAAUCCACAAAAACCAAAACACACACACACACACACACACAGCCUAUAUUUUACUCAGUCUCCAACUUUUAUUAGUCUAUUUUUAAUUAUAAAACCAGAAAGCUACGAUUUCUUUUCCCUCCCCGCCACUGCCAAUCCGUUGGUGGCAGCUUCUCUGUGUUUUUUUUUGUUUUUUUUUUUUAAUGUCAAAUCUGUUUGAAUUUUUUUUAAAACCAAUAACGGGCAGGGCCAGGGGAUGAAGUGGGCCCUGGGCAGUGCAGGGUCAAGGGAUCAGGGGUGGAGGGGGCCAGAGACCUGAGGCCAACCCCCCAACCCCCAGCCCCACGUGCCCGGCCCUGCCCCCCCCACACACACACCGACUGCUCCUUCCUCUGCUCGUUUUUUUUUAAUUUUAUAAUUGGAGCCCUUAACAAGGUUACGCGUGCCAUGAGAACCCACUCUACACCACGACACUGGUGCCUCAGUGUUGGCCAAACUCUGGAGUCACUGACUGGUUUGAGUUUCAUACGGUGAAUAUGCAUUUGGUCUGUACUGAUCAUGGAAUAAACACAUCUCUCUUUUUUAA
Molecule: messenger RNA, 5991 nt
Organism: Lepus europaeus (European hare)
Lineage: Eukaryota; Metazoa; Chordata; Mammalia; Lagomorpha; Leporidae
Gene: BRD4
Product: bromodomain containing 4
Exons: 19
Coding region: 207-4445 (1412 amino acids)
Biological process (GO): chromatin remodeling; positive regulation of transcription elongation by RNA polymerase II
Cellular component (GO): chromatin; nucleus
Source: RefSeq, a predicted model, not a curated record